AACAACACUUGAGACGCAUAUGUGAUGAUAGUGUAUGUAUAUUUAAAGAGUGGAAUUCAAAAACCAGUCGUCUCUUGGAGGGAGAGUGGUAUUUCCACAUGGAAAGACGGAGAGUUCAAUAUAAACCCAAAACGCCAUUGAUUUCUGUAGACAGGAAUCAGAACUUUUUCAACACCUGUUUAUUCAUCACCUUCAAUUCGUCACCCUUUUCUUGGCCACUAUCUAACCACCCCCUUAUCACCAUUUUUAUUUUUCUCUCUUCUCUCCCACAUCCGCUACUCUUUCUUCACCUUUCUCAAUGCUAACCCUAGUUACGUAUGUCUGGUCUAGUUUGUCACCGAACUAAAAGAUCUCAACUUGUAACCCCAACCACAUGAAUCCACAUUGCACUUUUUACUUAACCAAACCCUAACCCAGAAACCCUACCUUGUUCUCUUUCUACCUAGCAAGAUUUUUCUUCAUACCCAUCACCCAAAGCCAUUGUUGUCACUUUGUGAGAUGAUCAUUAGGGUAAUGUGAGUGCUAAUAUAGUAACAUUAAUAUGGGUACAAAAGAUCAAACAAGAAGAAGGAAUGGAAGAAGAACAAAUGUCAAAUGAACCAGGUAGUGUGAAGUAUGAUCAUCAAAUGCCCUUGCUAAAAAUAGAAAAAUAGAAAAGCCCACUUCAAAGAAAAGAAUCACCCCAUUAUUCACCCACCCACCUCUCUGCUUCCAGCUUUCUCUCUAAACCCCUCCAUUUCGUGAUUGCCCAGCGUCGAUCACCGGUAGUGUUUCGAUCUGAGCAGGGCAGAGAGAGACACGGAAAUCCAAACACACUCACUGUCUGAGACUUUAUCUUUUUCUUUUCUUUUAUAUAAGGAAAGUACACAGAGAGAAGAAAAAAAAAGAAAAAGGAAAGAAAACGAAGGUUGUGGUAAGGCUAAUGAUGAUGGAACAAGGGGCGGGUCAUGAGAAACCCGAGGCGUGUGCUUGGAUGGCAGGUGGAGAGGGUGUUACUGCGGAGGGGGACAAGGCCCGUGAAUGGUCGGAUCGGGGCGGGAUGACCCGUAGUCAUGACCUUGUUGCUGUGGUUGGUUUUGGUGUCAUAAGGAAGAAAAGGAUGCCCAGACAGAGGAGACCAUCUUCUUCCAUCAACCACCUUUUCUCUUUUUCUACUGCUACUGCUGCUGCUUCCUCUUCCUCUUCCUCUUCCACCACCACUUCGCACGUGCCUUCCCCCUCGCCUCUGCACCACCUUCCCUCUUUCCCCGCACGUGUAAUUGAUCAAAGGAGAUUGAGUUUCCUCUUUCAAAAGGAACUUAAGAACAGUGAUGUAAGCUCCCUGAAGAGGAUGAUACUCCCAAAGAAAGCAGCUGAGGCACAUCUCCCUCUCCUGGAGUCGAAAGAAGGAAUUUUUAUCACCAUGGAUGACUUGGAUGGUCUGCAUGUUUGGAGCUUCAAAUACAGGUACUGGCCUAAUAACAAUAGCAGAAUGUAUGUACUUGAAAAUACCGGGGACUUUGUUAACACGCAUGGAUUACAACUUGGAGACUUUAUUAUGGUAUAUAAGGACAAUCAAAACCAGAAUUAUGUCAUUCAGGCUAAGAAGGCCUCCGAUCAAGAUGUAUAUGCUAAUAUAACUAGCACUGCUGUUAAUGAUAUCUUUCUUCACGAUUAUGAGUUUAACAAAUCCAGUUUCUUUUACAUGAAUUAUCCAAUGGUGGACAAUACCGGCUUGUCAUUUAUCUAUGACACCACCAACUUCUCCGACGACUCACCACUUGAUUUUUUGGGUGGAUCGUUGACUAACUAUUCAAGAAUCGGACAUAUGGAAAGCUUUGGAUCCGUGGAGAGCUUGUCGCUAGAUGAGUUCAGUUAGGCUAAUUAUUAAUAAUGUUUGUCAAGGUAAGUGCAUUUUGUUAAACGAACAUGGUAUGCACUACCUGAAAGUAUAAGAUCGAAUGGAGGGUAUGAUGAGAGACUUCAUACUUCACUAAGGAGUGUAGUUUUUCAAGUGCCCUAUAAUUGUAAUAAAAGGUAGCUUGUGUUACAA
Messenger RNA from Hevea brasiliensis (rubber tree), 2032 nucleotides. Its product is annotated as B3 domain-containing transcription factor FUS3. Lineage: Eukaryota; Viridiplantae; Streptophyta; Magnoliopsida; Malpighiales; Euphorbiaceae. Gene Ontology annotation, molecular function: DNA-binding transcription factor activity; DNA binding. The record is from RefSeq and is a predicted model, not a curated record. The transcript has 6 exons. The coding region runs from base 923 to 1858 and encodes 311 amino acids.